AUGCGAAGUAACAAAAACAAACUAGAUGAUUUAAUUAAUGUUCAAUUAAGAUUGAUUAUGAGUUUGCCGAAACCUUCGAAAGACAAAGAACCUCCAGCAGCAAGUUCUUCAAGUCAAGUCACAUUUGCUGGCAUUAAAUCUGUGAGCAAAAAAGAAUUGCGUGGUGGUCGCAUCCGAGCCGAAGUGGAUAUUAAUCGAGAAAUACAAAAUUGUCGUGAUGAACAAAGUGAACGAUUUGAUUUAAGUAAAAGUAGUGUUACAAUUCUACCUAAUACAAUCAAAGAUUUGAUUCAUGUUCGAGAACUAUAUUUAUAUAGUAAUCGUAUACAACAAUUACCACCUGAAAUUGGUAAUUUAGUUAAUUUAAAAGUCUUAGCAUUAAGUGAAAAUUCAUUAACAACAUUACCUGAUACAAUGGAUCGUCUUGUACAAUUAAAAGUACUUGAUUUACGACAUAAUAAAUUUAAUGAUAUUCCUGAUGUUAUUUACCGUAUAACAAGUUUAACAACACUUUAUUUACGUUUUAAUAGAAUUAAAGAAGUAUCAGAUAUGAUAAAAAAUUUAGUUAAUUUACAAAUGUUAAGUUUAAGAGAAAAUCGUAUACGUUCAUUACCUAUUACUGUUGGAAAUCUUGUACAACUUUUAACACUUGAUGUUGCACAUAAUCAUCUUGAACAUUUACCAAAUGAAAUAGGAAAUUGUGCUCAGUUAACAACAUUAGAUUUAACUCAUAAUGAAUUGAUUGAUUUACCUGAAUUAAUAGGCAAUCUUAAAAAUCUUAGUCGACUAUUGAUCAGAUAUAAUCGUCUUUCGGCCAUUCCAUCUUCAUUAGCAAAUUGUUUAAAACUUGAUGAAUUUAAUAUUGAAGGAAAUAAUGUUUCACAAUUACCGGAAGGACUUUUAUCAAGUUUAAUUCAUUUAAAUACAAUAUCAUUAGCAAGAAAUAAUUUUAAUUCAUUUCCGUUAGGUGGUCCAACACAAUUUACAUCUGCACAUUCAAUUAAUAUGGAAUGUAAUACAAUUGAUAAAAUUCCAUUUUCAAUAUUUUCUUUAGCAAAAUAUCUAUCAAAAUUAAAUAUGAGAGAAAACUCAUUAACGUCAUUACCGUUAGACAUUGGUUCUUGGACAGCAUUAGUUGAACUUAAUCUAGCAACAAAUCAAUUAACUGUUAUUCCAGAAGAUAUAAAAAAUUUACAAAAUUUAGAAGUACUUAUUAUGUCGAAUAAUCAAUUAAAAAGAAUUCCUCCAUCAUUGGGUCAAUUAAGAAAAUUACGACAUUUAGAUCUCGAAGAAAAUAAACUUGAUUCAUUACCUCAGGAAAUGGGAUAUUUACGAGAAUUAACAAGAUUAAUUAUUGCAUCAAAUCAAUUAACACAAUUACCACGUUCAAUUGGAUCUUUAACAAAUCUUACACAUUUGAAUGUUGGUGAAAAUAAUUUAACAACAUUACCUGAAGAUAUAGGUCAAUUAGAAAAACUUGAACAACUUUAUGUAAAUGAUAAUCCAAAUUUGGAUGUAUUACCAUAUGAAUUAGCAUUAUGUACAAAUUUACAAAUAAUGAGCAUUGAAAAUUGUCCAUUGAGAAGUUUACCACAAGAAAUUGUGGCCGGUGGACCAUCACUCGUGAUACAAUUUCUCAAAGUACAAGGACCAUUCAAUUUAAGUUAA
Messenger RNA from Rotaria sordida, 1668 nucleotides. The record is from the annotation of a GenBank genome assembly. Lineage: Eukaryota; Metazoa; Rotifera; Eurotatoria; Philodinida; Philodinidae.